AUGAACAAUUAUUCAGGCAACAGUUAUGAUACAUUUUUACUUCGAAAUCAAACACACUUCUCGGUAUUUGGACAAGAUUCAGUAGCUGAUGUGAUUGAAAUUCCGAUCUUGUCUUUAACAAUCCUUCUUGCUCUCGUAUACACGAUUCUCAUCUUCAGUCGACCAGUCUUCCGACAUAAUAAACUUAACUGGUUCACAGUUAAUAUAUGCAUAUCUACUAUUUUACUUUGUAUCAAUAUAUUGGUUAUGCACGGCAAUCGAAAUGAUCUAUUCAGUUCAAUCAACUGUCGUGUUCGAGCAUUUUUCCUACUUUCAGCUGUAAACCAACUCAUGUAUUCACACUGUGUAGCUGCUAUCAGUCGAAUGCUGGCUAUUGUCUAUGCAAAGAAAUCGUUUUCUCGUUCAAAUACUUGUUUAUUUAUUUUUAUUACUAUAGGCUGGCUUCUCGCUUUUCUUCUAUCGUCAAUUAACUUAUUUUUUGAUAGUUAUACUUGUUUGCAGUCGGCUUCAGCAGAAUUUGUAUCACACUACACUCUUGUGACGACUCUCAUCGCUCCCAUCGUCAUUGUUACCGUAUGCAACGGCAGAAUUCUUCGACAUGUUCGUCAAUCGACUCGACAACUACGUGCACAAGGUACUCGAGCUCCACUAGCUCAUGCUCGUGAUAUCUAUCUGUUGAAAGUCAUGAUCAUCACAUUCGUCGUUUUUCUCGUCGGCUGGACACCUGUAUUUCUCAUGCAAAUAUUUGGCGCGAGUGUGGAUAUUCCUCGAUUCUUAGCCAUCAUUCUUCGUAUUUUGCCAUCGGCUGCAAUGUUACACGACACACUCCUACUGAUCUUUACAAACAGACCAGUUCGCCUUUUCAUUAAGCAACUCGUCAUUCGAAGGCGAUUGAAGUUUCCAGUAAACGUUGUCGCUGUUUUCCAACAGAAGAAUAGAAAUGAAAUGUAA
This is a messenger RNA of Adineta ricciae, 951 nucleotides long. The record is from the annotation of a GenBank genome assembly. Lineage: Eukaryota; Metazoa; Rotifera; Eurotatoria; Adinetida; Adinetidae.